This is a messenger RNA of Prunus armeniaca (apricot), 348 nucleotides long. Lineage: Eukaryota; Viridiplantae; Streptophyta; Magnoliopsida; Rosales; Rosaceae. The record is from the annotation of a GenBank genome assembly.
AUGCUGGCGUUUGACACAUCUGUAGACCAGGUGGAUGAGAUUACUAGGAUGGGGAAAUCCACUAUCCUAGAGAGCUUGGUCAGAUUCUGUGAUGCAAUCAAAACUCUCUACACAAGGGAUUACCUUCGCAAACCUAUGCAUAGGGACUUCCAAAAGCUUCUACAAAAAGCUGAAGCUCGAGAUUAUGAGAAUAGGAAAGGGCAAAAAAGUAUUAUUGUGGAAGUCGUUGCAUCAUUCGAUACAUGGGUUAGGCAUGUCUUUUUCGGAGUUGUGGGAUCUCAAAACGACCUCAACGUGCUCGAUCAAUCUCCAGUGUUCAAAGAUGUUUUAAGAGGUCAAGCCUCUUAG